This is a messenger RNA of Caenorhabditis angaria, 1767 nucleotides long. Lineage: Eukaryota; Metazoa; Nematoda; Chromadorea; Rhabditida; Rhabditidae. The record is from the annotation of a GenBank genome assembly.
AUGUCUGAUUCAGUUGGAGAGAACGAAGAAAUCAUUACGCAUCGUACAACUAAUCGUGGAAUCAAGCAAUUUUUGGUGAGACGCAGAGGACGUCGUGUACAUGAUUCUGACGAUGGUACAUGGAAAGAUUCAGAACUUGUUGAUUCGAAAGAGGCGGAUGAUUAUUGGAGGAAAGUGAAUGAAGUAAAUGAAGCUGAAAAACGAAGAAAAUUGGGGGAAAAGCGACGAAAAGUCGAUGUUUUGAAAAAUGUGGAAGAAAAUGAGAAAGAUGGUUCGGGAAUCGAUUUUGUUGAUGUACUUUUGGAUGGGGAAAUCGAGAAAGAGCAGGAGGAGCAGGAAAUUCAAGUUUUGGUGAGCAUUUUGCCACGUGACGCCAAAUUUACUUUGAUUUAUUCAGGAUUCUGCUGAAACUGGUCAAAAUCACCAAGAAAUUGGAGUUUUUGAGGAAAUUGAGCUUCUGGUGAGUUUUUUUGCCACGUGGCGCCAAAUUUACUUUGCUUUAUUCAGGAUUCUGCUGAAACUGCUCAAAAUCACCAAGAAAUUGGAGUUUUCGAGGAAAUUGAGCUUCUGGUGAGUUUUUUGCCACGUGGCGCCAAAUUUACUUUGCUUUAUUCAGGAUUCUGCUGAAACUGCUCAAAAUCACCAAGAAAUUGGAGUUUUCGAGGAAAUUGAGCUUCUGGUGAGUUUUUUUUUGCCACGUGGCGCCAAAUUUACUUUGCUUUAUUCAGGAUUCUGCUGAAACUGCUCAAAAUCACCAAGAAAUUGGAGUUUUCGAGGAAAUUGAGCUUCUGGUGAGUUUUUUUCCCCACGUGGCGCCAAAUUUUUUUUGAUUUAUUCAGGAUUCUGCUGAAACUGCUCAAAAUCACCAAGAAAUUGGAGUUUACGAGGAAAUUGAGCUUCUGGUGAGUUUUUUUUUGCCACGUGGCGCCAAAUUUACUUUGAUUUAUUCAGGAUUCUGCUGAAACUGCUCAAAAUCACCAAGAAAUUGGAGUUUACGAGGAAAUUGAGCUUCUGGUGAGUUUUUUUUGCCACGUGGCGCCAAAUUUACUUUGAUUUAUUCAGGAUUCUGCUGAAACUGGUCAAAAUCAUCAAGAAAUUGGAGUUUUCGAGGAAAUUGAGCUUCUGGUGAGUUUUCUUGGCUUAAUUUUCGUGAAAAAAACCUGAAUUCAAUUCCAGGAAUCUCCUACUCAACAUACAGUGCUCCAAAAUGAACCCGCUGGUGAUGAUAUCCAAGUUCUAGUGAGUUUUUCCAUGAUUUUCGAAAAAAAAACCUGAUUGUGAAUUUAAAUUUAGGAUGUUGUUGAAACCCCGAAAAAAUCAUAUAAGCAUAAAAGUUCGGAAUGGUAUGGAUUUGAAAUUCCGGUAGGCAUGAAAAUUUGAAUUUUUGCUUGAAAAAUUGAUUUUUUUUUUCAGGAAAUUAAGCGAAGAGCCAAAGACAAAAUUGACCAAUUUGUGAUUUGCGGAAUAAUGGAAGAAAUGUUGAGAGAUCUGGAAAAACUAGAAGAAAAAGAGAAAGAGGAGUGUUUGCUGGAAAUGGGAUAUAAAGUUCAAAAAAUCGCGCAUAUUGUAUAUCAGCCACAGGAAAAUGCUUAUUAUGCAUUAUUACGCUAUGAAAAUUCGAUUUGCAUGCAAUUUGUUAAUGUUGAAAUUGUUAAGGAACAUGCUUUAGAGGUAAAUCUUUGGAAAUUUUUUGAAAAAAUCAAUUUUUGUAUUCAGAAAUAUGUGGAGUUUUUGGAAAAUCAAAGGAGAAAGUUGAAAUUUUUUUGA